Cladophialophora psammophila CBS 110553 is the source of this 1320-nucleotide messenger RNA. RefSeq lists its product as uncharacterized. Gene Ontology annotation, cellular component: cyclin-dependent protein kinase holoenzyme complex; nucleus. The coding region runs from base 1 to 1320 and encodes 439 amino acids. Gene Ontology annotation, molecular function: protein kinase binding; cyclin-dependent protein serine/threonine kinase regulator activity. Lineage: Eukaryota; Fungi; Ascomycota; Eurotiomycetes; Chaetothyriales; Herpotrichiellaceae. The transcript has a single exon. The record is from RefSeq and is a predicted model, not a curated record. Gene Ontology annotation, biological process: regulation of cyclin-dependent protein serine/threonine kinase activity.
AUGGAGUCCAAAUACACCUCAGCCCAGAACAGGGCUGCGCUGGAAGAUUUUGUGCGGCAACCUGUACGGACAUACAUGGUCCAGCACCUUGCAAAGCAAGCCUCACAGGUCAUACGAUGUGAUCCAGAGCCUCUACCCCCCACAGACUCAUUACCUACUCCUCCGUCAACACCGCCUCACCCAUCGUCAGCAGAGCCCGCCCUCGCUCCUUUACCCAGCCUUGAACAGUUCAUCAGCUCGCUCGUCCACCGGUCUGCCGUUCAGGUGCCGACUUUAAUGACGUCUCUGGUCUACCUUGCCCGUCUUCGAUCCAGACUACCACCUGUCGCCAAGGGGAUGCGAUGCACUGUCCACCGUAUCUUUCUUGCGUCGUUGAUCCUGGCUGCGAAGAACUUGAACGAUUCGAGCCCCAAGAACAAGCACUGGGCAAGAUACUCCACGGUCAAGGGUUUUGAUGGUUUCGGAUUCGGACUGGCAGAGGUGAACCUGAUGGAGAGACAACUGCUGUACCUGCUUGAUUUCGACACUCGGGUGACGGAACAGGACUUGUUUGUCCAUUUUGAGCCAUUCCUCGCCCCCAUCCGUUUCCAGAUGGAGCUCCAGCAGGAAGAAGAAGAACUCACCAGCAGCUAUCGACACUGGCACUCUCAUCAGACCUCUUACGAUUCUACAAUGUCUGUGCCACCUUUGCCACGCAAGGAGCCGGCUCAACCUGUGGUUGCCACACCUCCUCCCAGAGCGGUCGGUGUAUACGAUUCCCCUGCUUCCUGCAUCGAUGAGGACCUAGCCGGCGGCCGGUAUCCAAGGCACAAGGCCAACAACAGUUCGUUGUCGCUACCUGCUCCAAGUCAUCGACGAUGGCCAUCCCCAUUCCGUCAUCACGGCAGCAAUCGAUCGGUGUCACCGCCGUCCAUUCGUGACCUUCCGCCUCUAGUUCCAUCUAGCAGACCUGGCACGAUGCACAGCCACAGCAGCUCCCGGUCUUCCUCAUUGGCCCCAUCAUCACGAUCGCGAUCUUCCUCUCUUGCACCGACCUCUCGAGGUACCCCGUACACUGCGUCAUCGAACAUCGACGACAGUAUUGUGGUGGUCGACCUGACUCAGAGCCCUGACGCGUCAUAUCACAGUGCACAUGGCAAGACUAUCUCGGUACCGCGGGCCAGCCUGAAAGGCCAUCAGACAAGCUUUCAAGGCGAAAGCCAACAGCCGGCCAAAAAGGUCAAGGCGGAUUCUGGUGUCGGCAGUGUGAUGGCGAGGUUCUUCAGUUCUGCUGCGAGCAAUUAUCGAAUUGGAAGGACACCUGUUCAACAAGCAGUCUAG